Exaiptasia diaphana is the source of this 1534-nucleotide messenger RNA. Its product is annotated as polyribonucleotide nucleotidyltransferase 1, mitochondrial. Gene Ontology annotation, cellular component: mitochondrion; cytosol. The transcript is spliced from 18 exons. Gene Ontology annotation, biological process: mitochondrial RNA 3'-end processing; mitochondrial mRNA catabolic process. The record is from RefSeq and is a predicted model, not a curated record. Lineage: Eukaryota; Metazoa; Cnidaria; Anthozoa; Actiniaria; Aiptasiidae. Gene Ontology annotation, molecular function: 3'-5'-RNA exonuclease activity; polyribonucleotide nucleotidyltransferase activity; RNA binding. The annotation marks the transcript as partial.
UUUUCAAAUUUUACUUAUAAAAAGUUGGAAAGAGAUGAUGAAAUUUAUACACUGAGAGAUAACUGUAUAAAAACGUUACAAGAGGAUCAUCCUGAUAUAGACAAAACUCUGWUAGCACAAGCAUUUUAUAACACAAGUAAAGAUGUUUUAAAAAAGACUAUUUUGGACACAAAACAAAGAUGUGAUGGCCGGUCUGUCCACCAGCUUAGAGAUAUUAAAUGCGAGGUCAACAUUUUUAAUGGAUUGCACGGAUCUGCUUUGUUUGAUAGAGGGGAAACUCAGGUGUUUUCUACAGCCACAUUUGGUCCAGCUAGCUCUGCAGCCAAAAUGGAUGCAAUGUCCAAGGCYCUAGGUGGUGAUGCAGAGAAACAGUUUAUGUUACAUUAUGAGUUCCCUCCAUUUGCAACCAAUGAAUUUAAGCARAACCUCAAACUUGGUCGCAGGGAGGUCGGCCAUGGUAUGUUAUCAGAGAAAGCUCUUCUACCCAUUUUACCAAAAGAAAUGAACUAUGCAAUGAGAAUAACAUCACAAGUUCUUGCUUCAAAUGGGUCAUCAUCUAUGGCAUCAGCAUGUGCUGGAAGUUUAGCAAUGAUGGAUGCAGGUGUUCAAACUCAAAAACAUGUUGCUGGAACAGCAUGUGGACUCAUAACUAGUAAAGAUGCAAAUGAUCCUGAUAAAACUGACAUUGAUGAAUAUCAAAUACUCACAGAUAUUUUGGGCAUUGAAGAUUACUUGGGUGAUAUGGAUUUUAAAAUAGCAGGGACACGUGAUGGAAUUACAGCUCUACAAGCAGACUUUAAAAUCCCUGGUCUUCCACUACAUGUUAUUGAAGAAAUUCUCCAACAGAGCUCUGAGGAUAGAAACAAAGUAUUGGAUAUAAUGGAGAAAGUAAUCAAUGGAGCAAGGGAUAAAGACAAAAACUGCCCAAUAACAGGAGUUUUUGCAGUACCUGCAUCAAAACGUAAACAAUUGAUUGGUCCUGGUGGUUCAGUCAUCAAGGGACUGGAGAAAGACUUUGGAAUCAGUCUAACUCAAUUAGAUAAUGAGGAAUAUGCAAUAUAUGCACCUGAUCAAUAUUCCUAUGAUUUGGCAAUGACCGAAAUUAAACAACUUAUAAAGGAUAAAUUAAGUGGAUUGGAGAUACUAACAUCAAAACUGGAAAAAGGUUCAAUUUAUGAGGGAAAAAUCACAAGAUUAAUGCAAUUUGGUGUAAUUGUUAAAGUGUUUGAUGACUGUCCUGAUCUUCUUCUUCAUUCCAAAGAACUUGAUCACAACCGGGCUCCCCCAGAAGAAAUUGGAUUUUCAGUAGGAGAUACAGUAAAAUUCAAAUACUUGGGAUUAGACAAGAAAAACAGGAUCSUUGCUUCGAGAAAAGUUCUUCUUCCUCCAUCUCCAAUUCGAAGUCGUUCACCUGUAAAUAAACCAUAUAAUGCAAAGAAAGUUAGACCAUCAUAUGGAUGGGAUGAUUGAUUGAUUGACAUUUUGCUUGCAUUCAUUCUUAUCUUUGUUUUCCAUUAAAAUUCUUCAAUCUUGA